AUGAGUUUUUUAUGGGAUUGGUUUACUAGUAUUUUGACAAGUUUUGGUUUACACAAGAAAAGCGGUAAACUUGUAUUUCUCGGACUUGAUAAUGCUGGAAAAACAACUCUAUUACACAUGUUAAAAGAUGAUCGUCUAGCUCAACAUGUACCUACGCUACAUCCAACUUCCGAAGAAUUGGUUAUAGGAAACAUGAAAUUUACAACGUUUGAUCUAGGCGGUCAUGCUCAAGCUCGUCGUGUCUGGAAAGAUUAUUUUCCAGCUGUUGAUUCGGUUGUUUUUCUUGUGGACGCUGCAGAUCGAAAUCGUCUUGAUGAAACAAAAGCAGAGCUUGAUAGUUUAUUAACCGAUGAACAAGUUGCGAAUGCACCUAUACUGAUACUCGGUAAUAAAAUUGAUUUACCGGGAGCUGCCAGUGAACAAGAACUUCGUUAUAUACUUGGUAUAUCUACAGCUACAACAGGAAAAGGUGUUGUACCUCGGUCGAGUUUCAAUGUCCGGCCAAUGGAAGUCUUUAUGUGUAGUGUACUAAGACGCGAAGGUUACGGAGAAGCAUUUCGAUGGCUAUCACAGUAUUUAUAA
Molecule: messenger RNA, 582 nt
Organism: Rotaria socialis
Lineage: Eukaryota; Metazoa; Rotifera; Eurotatoria; Philodinida; Philodinidae
Source: the annotation of a GenBank genome assembly